Phytophthora nicotianae INRA-310 is the source of this 1939-nucleotide messenger RNA. RefSeq lists its product as hypothetical. Bases 379 to 1794 code for a protein of 471 amino acids. The transcript is spliced from 2 exons. The record is from RefSeq and is a predicted model, not a curated record. NCBI's taxonomy places the organism in Eukaryota, Oomycota, Peronosporomycetes, Peronosporales, Peronosporaceae. Gene Ontology annotation, molecular function: iron ion binding; heme binding; monooxygenase activity.
UCUCGACGGAUUGGAGCUUGCAAGUCCAUCAUGGCGCAGUAAAGCGAGUGUCAACUUAUUGACAUUGGUCUUCAUCCCCCUCCAAGCUAUCAUACUCUUCGAGGACAUCAGUUGUCAAUGCACCCUUCCUCGAACUCGAUAGUGGCACAGGCGGGAAAAGUUUGUGUGCCGUCAACCUCGAGUCCUGCUCCUCCCCCGACCUAGCGCCAUCAAAACGUCGAAGCCGAUGAAGCCUUUGCCACUGCUCAUUCCUCUGCAGGCGCCACACUCUUGUCGAUCUCCAACAGCUACGCAAUCGACUCGGACGAUGACGAAGAGAAAGUCAAACCGAUCCCGUAUCUGCCCGGUGGGCACCCGAUACUGGGCCACACGCUGCUCAUGGCUCGCAACCUCGAUCGAUUCCAGGACUGGUUGGUCGAAACCAGUGUUGCUCGCAAUGGAGAACCGUUCGUACUGCGUCAACCGGGCAAGAACGACUGGCUGUUCUCGGCUCGACCUGAAGAUUUCGAGCAAAUUCUCAAAGUGCACUUUGACACGUUUAUCAAAGGACCCCAAGUGCGAGAACUGCUCGAUGACUUUAUGGGGGAGAACAUUGUCAUUAUCAAUGGCCAUCGCUGGAAAUUCCAGCGCAAAGCUCUCGUCAACUUGUUCACGGCCAAAGCGCUGCGUGACCACAUGACUCCGAUCGUGCAAAAGUGUGCCUUGGCGUUGCAACGCGUGUUUGCUAAGGCUGCCAAGGAGGACGGUGUGCUUGAUGUGCAUCAUAUCAUGGGGCGGUUCACGCUCGAAACGUUCGCAGAGAUCGAGUUUGGUGCUCAGUUGGGGCUGCUGGAAUCCGGCAAAGACCACGCGUUCGAGACGGCGAUCGAUGAUGCCAACCACAUUUCAUUGGAGAGGUUUGCCGUCCCCAUGUGGGUCUGGAAACUGAAACGCUGGCUCAACGUUGGCUCCGAACGUCGACUACGGCAAGAUAUGGAGGCGAUAUCAACUUUUGUCAUGGGCUGCAUCUCGGGAGCGAUCGAGCGUCGGAAACAGCGACAAGAAGCUGCAGCUCGUGGAGAACCAUUGGGACCAGUGGCAAAAGACAUCGUGUCCAUCUUGCUUGACAGUGAAGACACGACGGGCGAGCCAGUGCUGCCUCAAGAUGUGUACAACAUUUCCCUUGCCGGAGUGUUGGCUGGCAAAGACACAACGGGAGAUGCAACAAGUUGGCUGAUGCACUUGUUGCAUGAAAAUCCCAGAGUUGAGAACAAAUUGCGGGCGGAAUUGCUCGCCAAGAUCCCCAAGCUGGCGGUGGAUGAGAGUUACGUGCCAUCUAUGGAAGAACUAGACGCCGUGGCCUACUUGGAGGCCACAAUUCGCGAGAGUUUGCGUCUUAAGCCACCGGCUCCGUGCGUCACGCAACACUGUACUCAAGACACGGUGUUCCCUGACGGCACUUUUGUCGCUAAGGGCACCGACACGACGUUGUUGUAUCAUGCGUCGGCUCUAUUGCCGAGUGUGUGGGGCCCGGAUGCUGCUGAAUUCAACCCCGAGCGAUUCCUGGAUGAGAAUGACAAGCUUAUCGUGCUGCCACCGCUGAAGUUCAUUGCCUUCAGUGCUGGACCGCGCAAAUGUGUGGGACGGCAGCUCGCAAUGAUCGAGAUGAAGGUCGUGACGGCGUGUCUGGUGAGCCGCUUCCACUUGGUGGAAGUGCCCGGGCAGGACAUUCGCGGCACUAUGGGCAUCAGUCUCGGCAUGAAGUACGGAAUGAAGGUCACCGUCGAGCCCACGCCUGGUGUCGCCGCUGCUUGAAACUGAGAGUGAAUAUCAAUGUUCAUGUUACAUUUAUUCCUUGUCGUCAAUAUCGAUAACCAUCGAUAAACAUUCACGUGUCAAAUUCAUAAUUUCUUACCUACAGUUAAGUCUUAAAAAAAUAGUAUUCACACCAUUUGCACGA